Callithrix jacchus (white-tufted-ear marmoset) is the source of this 4868-nucleotide messenger RNA. The record is from RefSeq and is a predicted model, not a curated record. Lineage: Eukaryota; Metazoa; Chordata; Mammalia; Primates; Cebidae.
CCGCACCAGGACUGGUUUUCAUUUUUAUGUAAUCCCCUUUGCCUGUUUUUGCUUUUCUUGCCUGUACUUUCAGGGUCAAAUUUAAAAAACUCUUUGCUCAGAGAUUUUGCUCCAAGAAAGACUUAAUGAUGCUGUGACGACUGUUCCAAAUCUCCAGGGCUACAUUGAUCUUCCUCCAGCCUCCAGCAAAUGCUUUCACAAGUGCUUUUUUCCAGACCAGAGCAAGACCCAGAGGCUUACUGGAACCUGCAAGACUCCAGCGUGUGGCCUGGUGGCGCGGGGACGGCCAGGAGAGCGCAGAGAGGAGCCAGGAGUUCGGGAUGGCACGCUGCAGAGGCAGCUAGCGGCCAUGAGGGGGAGCGCGCGGGCUCCGGAGCCAUUACGCGUCGCAAAGGGUGGGACUCGUGGGCGCAGCGCAUGCGUUCGAAGGGAGGCGGAGGCGCAGGUCCGGGCGGAGAGCAAUACGGACGGUGGCCGAGAGGCACAAGGAGGUGGACGGUGGCCGACAAGAUCGGGCAUGGAGCAUCUGGAGCGCUGCGCAUGGUUCCUCCGGGGGACGCUAGUGCGGGCGGCCGUGCGGCGCUAUCUGCCCUGGGCGCUGGUGGCCUCCAUGCUGGCGGGCUCCCUCCUCAAGGAGUUGUCCCCGCUGCCCGAGAGCUACCUCAGCAACAAGCGCAACGUCUUCAACAUUCUAGAGACCUGAGUCCUGACAUGGUGUCCUCUCCGCUGUGUUUCCUCUCUUCACUUCCACUUUCCUCCUCUGUCAGGUAUUUUGUCAAAAUGGCCUGGGCCUGGACGUUCUGUCUCCUCCUGCCUUUCAUUGCCCUCACCAACUACCACCUGACCGGCAAGGCUGGUCUGGUCCUGCGGCGGCUGAGCACCCUGCUUGUGGGCACGGCCAUCUGGUACGUCUGCACCUCCAUCUUCUCCAGCGUCGAACACUACACGGGUACCUGCUACCAGUCCCCGGCCCUAGAGGGGGUCAGAAAGGAGCACCAGAGCAAGCAGCAGUGCCACCAGGAAGGGGGCUUUUGGCAUGGCUUUGACAUCUCAGGUCACUCCUUCCUGCUGACCUUCUGCGCCCUCAUGAUCGUGGAAGAGAUGUCUGUGAUGCAUGAGUUGAAGACGGACCGAAGCCACUGCCUCCACACCGCCAUCACCACCCUGGUGGUGGCCCUGGGCAUUCUGACUUUCAUCUGGGUGUUGAUGUUUCUGUGCACAGCUGUUUAUUUCCACAACUUGUCCCAGAAGGUGUUUGGCACCUUGUUUGGUUUGCUGGGCUGGUACGGGACAUAUGGGUAUUGGUAUCUGAAAGCCUUUUCCCCAGGACUUCCUCCCCAGAGCUGUAGUUUGAAUUUGAAGCAAGAUAGUUACAAGAAGUAAAAGAGUAACAAAGGGGGGUCAGAAGGACAAUGACGAAUCUGUGUUUUUAAAAUAUAUUUUGCUUAGUUAUUUGGCUAAAUUAUUGAUCCUACUUCAGAGGGAAAGUGUACCUGGCAGUUUUGGUGGGUGGCACUGAAGUCUGGGGAGUGAGUUUAGUCCUCAGACUAUUCUUGGCAACAUCACCAGUGUCGCAAGCACCACCAUUCCCAGUUAGGCACUUUUUGUCCCUGGCAAGGCUUGACCUUUGGAACACUCCUUUUGUCCCUAGGGUGGGGAGCUAAGGCUCAGCAAAAGGGCAGAAUCAGGAAAGCCUCUACGGUGUGGCUAAAGGAGAGGCCAGAGCCUUGGGGCUCCUUUGCUGCCUUCUCCCAGGUUCUAAUUGUCUUUAGAUUUUAAUGGCUCUUACUGCUGUUACUUAACAGUAUUUCUGGCCAGGCACAGUGGCUCACACCCUAAUCCCAGCACUUUGGGAGGCUGAGGCAAGCAGAUCACCUGAGAUCAGGAGUUGGAGACCAGCCUGGCCAACGUGGCGAAACCUCGUCUCUACUAAAAAUACAAAAAUUAGCUGGAUGUGGUGGCAGGCGCCUGUAAUCCCAGCUACUCAGGAGGCUGAGGCAGAGAAUUGCUUGAGCCUGGGAGGCGGAGGUUGCAGUGAGCCAGGAUUGCACCACUGUACUCCAGCCUGGGUGACAGAGCAAGACUCUAUCUCCAAAAACAAACAAAAAACCCAGUAUUUCCCACUUGUCAAUUUUGCAUGGGCAUCUGUUUCAGGCAGGGUUCUUUAUAAAACAUCCUGAUGCCUGAAGGACACUCUCUGGUUAUAGUAUUUGUUUCAUCCAUAAAACGUUUAAAUAUUGCAACUGGCUUGUGAUUAGCCACUGAAACAGGCCCUUUAACAUGCAGUGCCUCUCCGACCGAGUACUGGGUGAUUCAUAUGUAAUGGACUGAGAUCAUUUUCUGUCCAUGUUUUCUAUUACUAUAUGCUGGUUUUUUUUGAGCAAUAAGAUUACCUUUUUUUCUGUUCUAUUUUGAGUGAAUCCUUUACAGUUUUUGAAAAGAACUGUGGCAUUUAUUCUUUGUUGGUAAAACUCCUGAAAAUAACUCACAACUCCAGUGCUGCCCUCUGGCAUAUGUAGAUUGUUUUGAGGGUUGGCUGGUUGGUUUAGAACACUAAUUUACUUGUUAUAAACCAAACUCUGGGCUGAUAGUCAUAAAUUCCACCUCAUGGGGCUGUUUUCUCUGUAAAUAGUGAAAGCUGGGCCAGGUGUAGUGGCUCACACCUAUAAUCCCGGCACUUUGGGAGGCUGCUGUGUGUGGAUUACUGGAGCGCAGGAGUUUGAGACCUGCCUGAGCAACAUAGUGAGACCACCAUUUCUAUAAUAAAAAUAAAUAAAUACUAUAAUAAAACCAGAAAGCAGGCAUUUUAGUAACAGCCUCCUAAGUUUUAAGGUGAGUCAGGGUGACUUUGCAGAAUGCAUGCUUGCACUGAAACUCCCCUGACCACGUAUCAGUGGCACAGACUGAACAGUUUGCUAUAGGAUCACGUGCCGAGUAUCUCGAUCACUCUGCUGUGGCCCAGGGCAUCUGUACCUUUUGGACAAGAUUAUGAUAAUUCAGAUGUGAAGUAAAAUGCCUCCCUCAGAUACGGCAAAAAGCCAAUCUGUUUGCAAAAUCACCCUUAUUAAAAGGUGGCAUGACCGUGGCCCCUCCCUCCUGUUAAUUUGCAUCACCAACCAAACCAAAUCAUACCUGGGCCUGUUCAACUGGCCUUGAAAUCAGUUUACUGUUUCUUUCCCCUUCGUAGCACUUUUCACUUUCCAGCUUUGUCAUUCUGUGGCCUUUGCUGUGACAGUGCUGGGAAGGGUUAGAAAUCCUGUCGCCUUCAUCCACAAAAGCACAGUUUCAUGCCCUGUGAUAGGAUGUCUCCUGUUCUUUCUCAGACUAUCUCCUUAAGCCUUUCAAACCAAGCCCCUUGCUGUUGGGGUAAUCACCCUUCAAGCUGCCUUGCUGAUCUCUAGUCAAGCCUGAUAGUAGCAAUAACUGAGAAGCACUACACCUGACUGGCUUCAGUCAAGCUUAGGUGGUUGAGGGUGAUUCUUCGAUGUAAAAUUUUUUAUAUGAAGAUAUAUUUUAAAUAUUUCAUAUCGCAUCAAGUUGCAAGUUAACUUUAUUAAUCACAAUGCACAUGAUACGUUGCACCAAAAAGGGGCAGAAACACAGGCGAUGAGAUAUGGGAGGUGGCGCUAUGGUGCUUUGGAGGCAUUGGUACAAUGUGACCCUCUGUUGCUUACAUUCAUAAGCCAGUGGUGGGAGUGGACAUGGAGUGGGUGGCAGGGGCUUGUUGAAGGGAUUGAAAGCUCUCCUAGGCCAGGCAUGGUGGCUUACACCUGUAAUCCCAGCACUUUGGGAGGCCAAGGUGGGAGGAUCACUUGAGGCCUGGCCAGCCUGGCCAACAUGGUGAAACCCCCUCUCUACUAAAAAUACAAAAAUUAGCUGGGUGUGGUGGUGCACACCUGUAAUUCCAGCUACGUGGGAGGCCAAGGCAGAAGAAUCGCUUGAACCCGGGAGCACAAGUUUGCAGUGAGCCUAGAUCAUCAAGAUCAUGCCGCUAUAUUCCAGCCUGAGUGACAGAGUGAGACUCCAUCUCAAAAACAACAACAACAAAAAAAACAAAAAGGUCUUCUAAGUGUCAUGUUCAGCACCAAAAGGGAAUAGGCAAAGGCGACUCCAGGAGUUCAUUUGUGACAUUUAAAUCUCCAGAUAUUUAUUACAUGUGGGUCUGAUUUGGGCUCUGCACUAAAUUAACUCUGUGGCAAGUGUCAGUUGCAGAGCCUUCUGUAUCCAUGAGGCUUCCGCCACUUGUCCAUGCUGAGCACCCUUCCCUCUUCCUUGGGAGUAUGCCUUCUAUUCCUAUGUGCGACAGCACGACUGACAUGGAGAAAGGAUUUGGGCUCAAGCGGACGUGAGAUGUGGGUUCACAUCUUGGCAACACUCCUGUUGUGUGUUGGCUGUGUGAUCAUGGCAGACCUCAUUUUCAUCGCCUGUAAAGUGGAGAUGAUGAGGGGAAAUGGUGCCUGUACAGUGCUCAGCGUCUGCUUGGCAGGCGAUGGUCUUCCUGCCUCCUUUCUCUUGAGUAAGCCUUUAGAACUUUCCACCUCCUUUAGAGAAGGUGGAGAAAUGAAUAUAUUCUGGGUGCUAUUUGGAGUCUGGGUCUUUUGUUAAAAUUGUCCUGUAUUGUGUUGAAAAGUGUCCGUCACCCCCAGUUGCUCUACCAGAGGCUCUGGGAGCAUCUGUGAUCAUAGAAUACUGCCAUCCUUAUUUUGCCUAUGUUGAGAUCAGUUCACCGAUGCCUCAUUUUCCACGUGCAUCUGUCAUAGUCUGGGUACCAGAUUGUAUUUAGAGAAUGGCUCUUGCCACUGUUAUAUAUACACAGAUCAUGUGUGUAAACAAGCAAAUUAAAGUAAACUGGAGAUAAUGAAAUCCCA